Trichoderma reesei QM6a is the source of this 906-nucleotide messenger RNA. RefSeq lists its product as uncharacterized. NCBI's taxonomy places the organism in Eukaryota, Fungi, Ascomycota, Sordariomycetes, Hypocreales, Hypocreaceae. The record is from RefSeq and is a predicted model, not a curated record. Bases 1 to 906 code for a protein of 301 amino acids. Gene Ontology annotation, cellular component: mitochondrial inner membrane. The transcript is spliced from 3 exons. Gene Ontology annotation, molecular function: S-adenosyl-L-methionine transmembrane transporter activity.
AUGAAGGAAAUAUAUCUGGCCGGUGCCGCCGCGGCCUUUACCGUCGACCUCCUCGUCUACCCCCUCGACACCCUCAAAACGCGCUACCAGUCCCAGGACUUUAUCAAAUCCCCCUUGACAAAACCCCUUGCCCUGCGCGGUCUAUACCAAGGCAUCGGAAGCGUCAUACUGGCUACUCUACCUGCAGCCGGCGUCUUCUUCUCAACAUACGAAACUACAAAAUCUCUCUAUACAAAGCAUCUCCCCGUCUCUCUGCCCACCCCAGUAAUCCACUCCCUCGCCUCUGCAACCGCCGAAAUGGCAUCCUGUCUCGUCCUCACCCCCGGCGAAGUCAUCAAGCAAAACGCCCAAAUGAUUCAACAACAACAACAACAACAACAAAAAGCCUCAGCAUCAAAUACAAUCCCAAAGAGGUCGACGUCGUUACUGGCGUUCAAGAGGGUCCUCGCUUCCGGCAGAUUAUUCACCGGGUAUUCCGCCCUCGUGGCACGCAACCUUCCAUUCACCGCCAUGCAGUUUCCGCUGUUUGAGCAUAUACGCGCUCGCUUAUGGGAACACAGGGCACGGUCAAAGGGAACUCAGGAUAUAGAUGGAGGAACGAGAGGAGUUGGUGAAUCUGGGUUGAUAGCAGGGAGCAGUGCCGCCAUUGCGGGGAGCAUAGCUGCCUUUGUCACGACGCCAAGCGACGUCAUCAAGACACGGAUGAUGGUCAGCAUAGACAAUGAUGCUUCGACAAGCAGGAAGGGAUUGGCGAGCAUCAAGGUGGUGCAGGAUGUCUGGCGGGAACGGGGACUCAAGGGCUUCUUUCGGGGAGCAGCGUUCCGCUCUGCUUGGACGGCCGUGGGGAGCGGUUUGUAUCUGGGCAUGUAUGAUGCCGCGAAGCUGUGGGUCGAGAGGAGGCAGUGA